Messenger RNA from Magallana angulata, 2387 nucleotides. RefSeq lists its product as uncharacterized. The record is from RefSeq and is a predicted model, not a curated record. Lineage: Eukaryota; Metazoa; Mollusca; Bivalvia; Ostreida; Ostreidae. Bases 128 to 1336 code for a protein of 402 amino acids. The transcript has 3 exons.
UACAUUUUUACUAUUCCCCAUUUCAAGAACGUGAGUUAUUUCCCCUAAUUGGAACUCUCCUAUUGUAAAACUGCGCAUGCGUUAAAAUAUACGUCUACUUCCGCGGGCGUUCUUGACAACUGUCAAAAUGGACGUACGAACGAAAAGCUCUGCUUCGGGAUACCGCUCAAGAAAGUAUUGUUGUAUAUGUAGUAAUUAUAGGGGGAAAACCGUAGAGGGACAAGUCGUCAGUCUCCACAGAUUUCCAAGCGAUGCAGAUAAACGUAGAAUAUGGCUGCAGCGAGCAAGGUUAGUGCGCAAGGACUUCACCUACACCAAGAAUUCGUACGUGUGUUCUUCACAUUUCGUGAAUGGUAGCGGCCCCUCUGCAACCCAUCCUUUGCCGUCGAUAUUUCCGAACAAGGUGUUCAAAACUUCGGCACCCUCAACCACAAAUGCCCCAGCUGUUCCCUUUUCUCAUGAGCCAGGUGUGCAGGACAAUCAGCUUCCUGAGAGUGAGGAUAACCAGGAUAGCCUUGAACAAACAGAUGACCCGUUAAAGGAUUCCCUAAAUAUGCACGACUAUCAUAAAGACUGGACAACAUGUGCUGGUGAAGUUCCAAAAAAUAAGGAAACUCAGACUAUUUUGUUAACUGUAGAUUCAUCAACACAGACUGAUGAAUCCUUUUUUAACAGCAUGGCCAUGAAAAAGUGUGUUUCCUCCUCUGCAGAAACACAGACUGAUGGAAAGCUUUUCAUUGAUAAAGGGAUUCAAGUUUCUAGACCUGUGUUCACCUUUGAAGAUGUAGAACAGGAUGACUCCAAAAUUUUAUUCUACACAGGUAUUCCUAACAAAGAGACAUUUAAUGCUGUGUUUGAUGAGAUAAAGGAUAAUGCACUCGAAAGUACAACACGUGUAGGGAUUUCAUCUUCAAAUCAAGGACGACCAAGAAGACUAAGGAUUAUUGACGAGUUUUUUCUUGUUCUCAUGAGACUACGGCUGGGAUUACUCCUAGAGGAUUUAUCAGACAGGUUUAAUGUUAGUGUUUCAACUUGCAGCAAUAUUUUUAAUUUAUGGAUUGAUUUUUUGUUUGUUCAGUUGCAGCCUUUGAUAAUGUGGCCAUCCAAAGAAACAAUAUAUGCCACCAUGCCAUGUUCAUUUAAGGGAAAAUUUAGUAACUGCAGAGUCAUAUUAGACUGUACUGAAGUUUUUGUGCAAACACCUAGUUCUCUUGCUAACAAGUCAUUACUCUACAGUGAUUAUAAAUCCCAUAUGACAUUUAAGGGACUCAUAGGCAUCAGCCCAGCAGGUGUUACAACAUUUGUUUCAGACCUUUGGGGGGGGAAGUAUAAGUGACAAACAAUUAACAAAGAAUUGCGGAAUUUUAGAUUUGUGUGAAGUUGGCGAUGCUAUCAUGGCAGAUAAGGGUUUCAUCAUUUCAGAUCUAACUACGCCAAAGGGUAUUCAUCUUAUUAUUCCCCCUUUCAAGAAAAAAAAUACACAAAUGUCCAGAAGUGAUGUCUUACUGACUCGUGAAAUAGCACAUCUUAGAAUACAUGUUGAAAGACAAAUGGAAAGAAUUAAGAACUUUCAUAUUUUUGAAGGUGUGAUGCAGUUAAGUAUGGCAUCUCAGUGUUCUAAAAUUUGGAAAAUUUGUGUUGCUUUGACAAAUCUCCUUCCCCCUUUGUGUACUGUUCCAGAAUAUGACAUUGCUUCAUAGCUAAAUAGUGAAAAUGUGCUUGCAUACAAUUUAAGGUUCUUAUGAUAGAAAAAAAUAUUCCUAUAACUUGUUCAAUGUCUGCUUCCAAUAUAUAUAGCUAUAGUUAUUUGAUGAGAUUUUCAUAUUUUUUAAUUGCAUGUGCAUAAAUUCAGUCUCAUUAUAAAGAAGUGCAUGCACACAUAUUGAGUACUAAGAACUCAUACUUUUUGCAAAACAUAUUUAAAAUCUUCUAAUUAUAUUUAUAUAUAUAUAAAACAAUACUUCUGAAUUUUUAUACAUUUAAUGUAUGACAACAGCAGGACAUAGAGUUAUAGGCUUAAAAGCAAUGACCACCAUGAAAAUAUUAAUGUACGUAUGUAUCAAAUCAUAUUCAUAUUCUGCCAAAUCAUAUUCUGCCAAUGAAUUGUUUGUCAUUAAGGUAAUAUUAAUUCAUUGACAGGUACAUGUAUUUGUAUAUCUUAAUUUAUAGAUAAGGAUUUUUGCACAUAUGAAAACAAUUCUCAUUCAAAUAUUUUGUACAAUUGUUGUAAUUGGUUUAGUACAAUUGUUGUAUGGUUGAAAUCAAAAGAAUUGUGUAGCAUUGAUUUUUCCAUUCUGUAUAAUUGGCAUUAAGUUUCACAAAAUGAAAAAAUGAAGUUUUUUUUAACAUUACAUGUAUAUCAACUUGUUAUUCCUUCUGCAAUAAAG